AUGGUUGCCAAAUCACAUUCAAAGAAAUUGUUUCGUAGAAAGAAGACUAUUGCCCAAAGACUAUUCAAUGCUGUAAAAGCAGUCGAUAUGUACGGAAAAGACAUUGUUCUCACCUAUGAUGGUGAUGAUAAGUAUCGAACCCACAUUGGAGGAGUUGCUUCCAUUAUAGUUUUUGGAAUAGUUUUCUCUUACAUAAUCUACCUGAUACAGCUAAUGUUUAGUAAGGGAGAUACCACUUUUAUCAAAACAUCACUUCUAAAUGAUUUGUAUGAGAAUGUUGAAAUCCACACCCCAGCAAAGAAUGGUGGGAAAGGAACGGGAUAUUCGGCCUUUGACUUUGCUUUUAAGUUCACAGCAGAUGGAAAAGAUUAUUUGACAGACUCUACAGCAUUUUCACUCUCUAUGAACUUUGUUGAACAAAAAUGGGUGACUGAGAAUGGCGUUGCUAAAAUUGAGAGAAAUUACACAAAUAUAGAAUACGAAAUUUGAGGUCUUGAACACUUCAACUACGACGAUGUCCAAGAAAUACAACGGAUCGGAGUUGACACUUACUAUUGACCAAAGGGUGACUACUCUGUUGCAGGAAGUUUCUACUCCCCUCAGUACAACUAUGUCGAAAUGAAACUCAGAAAAUGUGUUGGUGCUACAUGCAUGAGUUCAACAGAUAUUGAAAAUUUAGUCAAGGAUUCAAGGUUCUCCAUGGCAAUCGUAAAUACUGUAGUGGAUUUGAAGAAUUAUCAAAAACCUAUCCAAUACAUGAUCGAUGAUGGCUUGUUCUGGGAGCUAACUCCAGGAAUCAGGAAGAAAACUGAUGUCUUCAUCAGAAAAAACGAAGCCUCUUUUGAGGACAACUAUGUUCAGCUGGGUUUCCCUCAAGAGAAGGAGUUUUAUCAAGUUGCUGAAUCUACAGAUCGAUUUGAAUCUGAAUCAAGUCAAGGUGAUAUUCUGUCAAUUUAUUUCAGGUUUGACAAGACAUCGGAUAUUUACGAAAGAAAAAUCUAUUCUCUCGGAGAACUCAUCGGACAAGCAGGAGGAUUCUAUACCUUACUCUCUCUUGUAGGAUCUAUUCUGCUUUUCAUUUUCUCUGAGAGACUUUUUGUCAGCUCAAUUUUAGCAAAAAUAUACCAGAUUGACAAGUGGCAAGAACAAGAACGAUUAGAUAAAAACCUUGCUUUAAAAAAUCAAAGAGAGAUAUCUAAGAAAAAUUUGGAAUAUAAAGAGGAUGGAAGAAGGAUUAAACAACCCUUUACCAAAAGUGAGAAGUUCCAUUCUCAGACGACCGACUGCCUCAAACAUAUUGACUCUAAUGAUGUCCUAGAUAUCAGUUUAUUACCUAAAAUGGAGAAAAGCAUGAGGGAGCGCCGGGUCUUCAAAUAUGGUUAUAUUGACAUUCUUCACUAUCUCUUCUGAUGAGUUGUUUGACGCCGUAAACGAUCAAUGCGAUUGAAACCCAGGUUCAGAGACCAUCUAUAUUACGAAAUCGGGGAAGAAAAACUCCUAGAUGAGCUCGACUGAGUUACAAUAAUAAAGGCUGUCAGGCAGUUAAAAAUCCUGACACAUGUCCUGUUUGAUAAAUAAACAGAAAUUCCUGAUGAAGUUCCAAAGGAAUAAUGUAAUUGAUAGUUCCUCAUCAGGAACUUCUGACGAAGGCCAGAUGAAUAUUGUUGAUCUCAUGGCAAGCAAGAAUGAGAAACAUGUUAAAAUAGUUAACAAGAAAAUUCAAAAGGCAAUUUACAGUAUCCAAGGCCGACAUCUAAAAGAGCUCGAUAAAAGAAUAAUUGCAGGCAUCUUCAAGAAGAGACAAUCAGAUUCAGAGAACGAAAAUGAGCCAGUCCAGAACAACGAAGAAGAGCUUCGUGACCUCUCUCCAACUUAUUCAAACAAAGAAGAACAUAAGCAGUACUAUCCGAAAUUUAAAAGAAGCGUUCGUGUUUCACCUUUAUUUUCAAAAAUUGAAAUUGGUGAUUCUAUGAAUAAAAUAUCUGAAAUCAAUCAAGAUCCUUACUGCCUUGACAAACCUAACCAUUAUUAUGACAAUGAAAGCUGAAUUUCAUCUAUCGAUAUCCUACGAAACAAUAAAUCUGAAGUUAAUGACUCAAGUGUAAAUACAAAGUAGAUUCAAU
Moneuplotes crassus is the source of this 2123-nucleotide messenger RNA. Lineage: Eukaryota; Ciliophora; Spirotrichea; Euplotida; Euplotidae. The record is from the annotation of a GenBank genome assembly.